Molecule: messenger RNA, 1119 nt
Organism: Clonostachys solani
Lineage: Eukaryota; Fungi; Ascomycota; Sordariomycetes; Hypocreales; Bionectriaceae
Source: the annotation of a GenBank genome assembly
AUGCUGGCCCCGCGCCUGCUCCGGCAGCGCUGCCUCGCCCGUCCCGCCAAGGCCGCAAUCCUCCUCCCACCCUCGGCGUGUGCCACAGUCGCACGCUCAGCCCGCCCUCGCUUCUACUCGCCGACCCCGAAGCGCCGGAACAUCGACCCCAGCGAGUUGCAACGAAGGCUGCAAGAGGCCCGCCCUCUUCUGUCUCACAAGACUGCAGACCGCUUCCAGAAUGCAGGCCGUAGUCGGAACUCCAGACUCUUCGUCGUCGGGUGUGUUGGUGCCGCCGUGGCCUUCUACCUGGCCAACUCGCAGACGGUGCCAGUCACUGGCCGCCGGCGGUUCAACUUCCUGGGAGAGGGUUUCUUGGACAUACUGGGGUCAGCCAACGCCGAUGCCAUCGCCCAGGAGAUUGAGGAGGAGGGGGGACGCUUCCUGCCGCCGAGGGACCGGCGCGUGAGGGUUGUGCAAGAGGUCAUGGAGCAGCUCAUUCCUGUCAGUGGGAUGAAAGACCGUGAAUGGGUGGUACAUGUGAUUGAUGACGAACGAACUGCGAACGCUUUCGUCACACCGGGUAAUCGAUUAUUUGUCUACAGCGGCUUGAUCAGGGUCUGUGGGAACCGAGAUGCCCUUGCGGCGGUCAUGGGCCACGAAAUUGCACAUGCUGUUGCCGCCCACAGCGCAGAGCGCAUGUCGGCCGCGUGUGUGGCUAACUUGACAUCGGGGAGCCUGUUCUUCUUGAUCGGCGCCCUUCCUGGACUGGCUCUAUUUGGCCUGUGGAGUUUAUCAGGAGGGCGAUUUAUCCAGAACUAUCUGUUCAGCCUGCCAAUGACACGAAAGAUGGAGAGCGAGGCAGACUACAUCGGCCUCAUGAUGAUGGCCGAGGCGGGUUUCGACCCCAGGGCGGCGAUAGGUUACUGGGAACGCAUGCAGAACCUUGCUCGGCGGGGAGGCCAGGAGGUGCCGGAGUUGCUGAGUACACAUCCUUCGAACGAGAAUCGGAUAGAGAAGAUGAAGGAAUGGAUGCCAGAGGCCUUGCAACGACGCAGCGAGAGCCCGCAUCGCACUGGACAGUCGCGGGCAAGCGAGCUCAGGGAGGUCCUAAUAGGAAGGCAGCUCUUCCGUCUGUAG